Labrus mixtus (cuckoo wrasse) is the source of this 1229-nucleotide messenger RNA. RefSeq names its product vacuolar ATPase assembly factor VMA21 (gene vma21). The record is from RefSeq and is a predicted model, not a curated record. Gene Ontology annotation, biological process: vacuolar proton-transporting V-type ATPase complex assembly. The transcript has 3 exons. NCBI's taxonomy places the organism in Eukaryota, Metazoa, Chordata, Actinopteri, Labriformes, Labridae. Gene Ontology annotation, cellular component: endoplasmic reticulum membrane. Bases 131 to 442 code for a protein of 103 amino acids.
ACGGUCCCGUGAUCCUUUGCGGAAGAAGGGAUUUCGGCAGUGACAACACAACACAAGCAGAGGAAGCUGUUUCUAUAUUCUUUGACAAAUUCCGUUUCGUCUCGUCUUGUGGUCUCAUAUCAUCACAGCAAUGGACGGCUCUGUGAGAACAUCUUUAGACGCUGCCGCGGAGCCGCCAGCUUAUUACAGAGGGAAUGAGAGCUCCCUGGUGUCAGCGCUCAAGACUCUGCUGUUCUUCACCAUCCUGAUGGUCACGCUGCCCAUCGGACUCUACUUCGCGUCAAAGGCGUACAUCUUUGAAGGUUCAAUGAAGAUGUCGAGCUCUGACAGCUACUUCUAUGCAGCCAUUGUUGCAGUGCUCGCUGUCCACGUGGUUUUGGCCUUGUUUGUUUAUGUUGCCUGGAAUGAAGGCACGCCUAAAGAGAAGGGCAAGCACGAGUAAGGCUCUUCCUCAUCAGCUCGUCAAACCGGAGGAGACGGACAGACAUGGGCACAGUUCCACAGCCCCUCACCCACUCUCCACCAUGGGCUCUGGCAGCAAAAGCAGCCCCAUCCACCAACCAGACGGCUAGGAGACCUGGUUUGUGCUUAAGCUUUAACCUGAGGUUAAAGCAAGAAGGCACUUUGUUAUUCCCUGGCAUCAGGAAGUGUAGUGGAUGAUGUUUUUGUGUUUUUAACCAGCCUCUACAGGCCCGCUUUUUUUCUUUUGUCCUCUGAAAUGUACCUUUCUAAACAGAGGAUGGACUGUAUUUGGAAGGGCUUUGUUAAAGGUUCCUUUUGGCUCAGUGCUUUAAGUCCUUUUAUUGUAAGAUUUGUCAUUCUUAACAAAAACCGUCCUCUGAGGUUUUGGAUUAUGCGUGGGUGUUAGCACACCGUCUGUCCUGUGAUGUGUAAUAAUGAAGGACUUGAUGACUAAAUUCUCCACAACCUAUCUGAAGCUUUGUUUAUUCUGUCCUCAAAUUUCAGUUCCCAAAUAAACCUGUAAUGCGCUAAACAUUCUUGCUCCAUUUAGGAUGAAAAUGAAAGGUUUCGAUUCAUCUGUUUGUCCUUGUAAACAUGUGUUUUUUUUUUGUUUCUGUUCUUAUGUACUUGUGUGCUUGAAUUAGGAACUAAUUGCAAGAUGUUGUAUUUAAAGCAAUGUUUCUGAUAGGAGAACUUUUGGGAUUUAUGGAUGUAGAUGUUUGUCAAGUUGGUGUAAUGCAAAGGAGAAUAAAGAUGAAAAAGUUAAA